CAUAAACAGAUAGGACAGUACUUGUGACGGAGAAUUAUACCUCACUUGGGAAAUGUGCAAUACUCAACUGGAAUGUGUUUAUUUCUGAUGCCUAAAACAACUGGAUAAUUUUAUUUUGGAUUUCCAAAGAGAAAAUCAGGAUUUAAGUAAUGAUUUACCUCAUCAGCCUUUUGUGUUUAUUCAGCACAUCAGAUGCAGUCAUGGAUCUCACACUGAGGUCAAAUGGGAGUAAUUCUUCACAGCACUUUGCUCUCUACUGCAUCACAGGCGAGCGUAAUGCUGAUGGAUUAGAGCUUAGCAUCAGAAAAGACAACAGCAUAAUGCGUAUGACAAAAGAGCCUCUUUUCACCGUGCAAAAGCUUCACUCUAGAGAAGUGCUGGCUUCUGGUUUCAGUGGCAUGGGGCAUAAGGGCAUCUUUUACUGCCAUUUGAAGCAGGGUUCAAAACACCAGAGCACUGUCACACUCAUCAGCAACUACAAUAAAGGUCACCUCAGACCACAGAGGCUCUCCAUUGUGACUAAUAAAGGAGAUACGGUACAUCUGGCAAUGGAAGUGGUAGGCACGGAGGAAAGAGAUGUCACAUGGAAAUUUAACGGAAAUUAUUACUACAUGACCAACUGGGGUGAUGUUGAAAAUUGGACUGCAGUUCUCACCAUAAAUAAUGUUAUGCCAAGCAAUGCGGGGAUAUACAGCGCAAGCUACGUUGGAGACAGCCCCAUCUUUGGAGCCUGGAUGCAUCUAAUUGUUCGCGAUUGUCCGAAAAACAAAUGGGGAACAGGAUGUGACAAGGAAUGUCCUGAGUGCCUUAAUGGUGGUGUGUGUCAUGACAAAGAUGGAGACUGUGUUUGUCCUCCAGGCUUCAUGGGGACACGCUGUGAGACAGCAUGUCGAGAGGGUAUGUUUGGGCGAAACUGCCAGGAAUCCUGUAAGGCAGAAAAUGGAUGCCAGGGUCAGACCUUCUGCCUUGUUGAGCCUUAUGGCUGCUCCUGUGCAAGUGGCUGGCAUGGACAUCACUGCAACAAACCUUGUCCUGAGGGAUUGUAUGGAGCUGACUGCCGUCUGAGCUGCAAUUGUAAGAACAAGGGCAAAUGUAGUCGAUUCAGUGGCUGCCAGUGUCCUACCGGUUGGAGAGGACAACACUGUGAGAAGCUAGAUCAUGCUCCACAAAUCCUUGACAUGGCUAGGAACCUGGAGUUUAACCUAAACUCCAGCCCAAAAAUCUUAUGCUCUUCCACAGGCAAUCCUCUUCCCAGUCAUACCAGUUUUGAGCUACGCAAGCCGGACAGCACGGUCCUUAAGGCCUCCCACAUCACAAUGGAUGCAAACAAGAGCACAGCUCAUUUUGUGAUUCCAAACUUGACUCCUGAGGAUGGGGGGCUCUGGGAAUGUCGAGUCUCAACAGAGGGUGGGCAGGACUUCUGUAAGUUCAACCUGACUGUUAAAGAGCCCCCCUGUCCAACCACUCCUCCAAAACUGAUUGAGAAGAACAGCAAACAGAUAGUUGUAAAGCCUGUGGAGAAAUACAGUGGUGAUGGACCCAUUUCGUCUAUAAAGAUCCUCUAUAAGCCUGUGGAGUCAGAACACACCUGGUCUACAAUAAUAGUGUACAACAAUGAGCCUAUUACACUAAUGAACUUAAAGCCCAUGACCAAAUAUCAGGUCCAGGUGCAGCUUACCCGGCCAGGAGAUGGAGGACAGGGACCAUUGGGUCCAGAGGCUAUCAUGGAGACUGAAUGUCUAGGUCCCUCUUCACCACGGAAUGUCCAGGCUAAAUCCUUGUCCAUCAGCACAGUUAAGGUUUGUUGGGAGCCCCCUGAAGAUCACAAUGGAGGCAUUGUGAAAUACGUCAUUGAAUACCAACCAGUGGGCAAGGUCAGCCAACACCCUUUGGUGGACACUGAUGAUGGAAACAAGACCACCAAGGAUGUGACAGCAUUAAAUGGCAGCACCUUAUACCAGUUUCGUGUGCGGGCUUUCACAAAGGUGCCUGGGGAGUGGAGCAAAUUUGUGCAAGCAAAAACUCAAGCCGAUGGCCCUGCCAACUACAUUCCAACUACUCAGGGGGUUGGAAGGCCUCAGAAGGAGGAUCAUCAGCUACUCUGGGCUGUGAUUGGCUCAGUAGCAAUUACCUGUGUCACCAUCCUUCUAGCACUACUGGUCCUCUUCUACAUACGCAAAUCUAUUGUCAAACGCAAACGCACAUUCACCUACCAAUCCGGAUCUGGAGAAGAGACCAUUUUGCAGUUCAACUCAGGGACUCUCACACUGACUCGGAGACCAAAGCCCAUCUCGGAACCUCUAACUUACCCUAUUCUGGAAUGGGAGGACAUCAAGUUUGAGGAUGUUAUUGGUGAAGGGAAUUUUGGGCAAGUCAUUAAAGCAAUGAUCAAGAAGGAUGGAACCAAAAUGAGUGCUGCAGUCAAAAUGCUUAAAGAAUUUGCCUCAGAAAAUGACCACCGGGACUUCGCUGGGGAACUGGAGGUCCUCUGCAAGCUGGGCCAGCAUCCCAACAUUAUUAACCUUCUAGGAGCUUGUGAAAACAAAGGUUACCUGUAUAUUGCUAUUGAGUAUGCUCCUUAUGGGAAUCUCCUGGAUUUCUUGAGGAAGAGCCGUGUUCUGGAGACGGAUCCAGCUUUUGCUAAAGAACAUGGCACUGCCUCUACACUCACCUCACAGCAGCUGCUUCAGUUCGCCGCAGAUGUAGCAACCGGCAUGCAUUACCUUAGUGACAAACAGUUUAUUCACAGAGAUCUGGCAGCCAGAAACGUACUGGUUGGAGAAAAUUUGGUGGCAAAAAUUGCUGAUUUUGGACUCUCACGUGGAGAAGAAGUGUAUGUCAAAAAGACCAUGGGGAGACUUCCUGUACGAUGGAUGGCUAUUGAAUCCCUUAAUUACAGUGUCUACACCACAAAAAGUGAUGUCUGGUCAUUUGGGGUGCUCUUGUGGGAGAUUGUAAGUUUAGGAGGAACUCCAUACUGUGGGAUGACCUGUGCUGAGCUCUACGAGAAGCUUCCACAGGGCUACAGGAUGGAAAAGCCCAGAAACUGUGAUGAUGAAGUGUAUGAGCUGAUGAGACAGUGUUGGAGAGACAGGCCUUACGAAAGGCCGCCGUUUUCUCAGAUAUCUGUUCAGCUGAACAGGAUGCAAGAGGCAAGGAAGGCCUACGUAAACAUGGCUCUGUUUGAGAACUUUACCUACGCCGGAAUAGAUGCCACUGCUGAAGAGGCCUGACUACUUGCCCCCCCAGAUUCCAGCAGGUUCCACAAUCCGAGGGAGGCUCAGCACAGCAGGGCCAUACGUUACUGCCAACCCCCUGUUGUUCGAUUCCAUCGUUCAAAGAAGAGACACUCUCCAAGGACCAUGGGCUGUAGAGGAAAGACUGUGAAAGGACACUUGUAGGGUCCCUACUCCCUUCUGUUAACCUGUGGAUGAUCUCAAUUCAUUGUCAAUACACUGGUUGUCUUGAUGACAGUGUUUGAAUGCUCAAAAAAAGGGAGUUUAAAAGAGAUCACAUUUCUGCUGUACCUGUACCUGCUGGGAUCUGUGGGGAUUUUGACAACUCUGUGAAUAUAUUGUUUUCCAUAAUGAGCUGCUUUGUAACGUUGUUGCUAUGGAAAAACAUAUCAAUGCAGUUCAUACAGAUGGACAUCGUUCUAUGUAGCACUUAAUGUAAUGACAGAAAACCAAGUGUACCAUAGUUAUUUUAGUACUGCAUGUAUACUGUAGAUUUGAGCUCGAUUUCAUAUGCUUGUAAAGAGGCACACAUGACACAUGAUGCAUCUACAUGACACCCUUAUAAGCUCACAUAGCCUACGUAAACUUUAUGUAGUUAUGUGUCUUUAUCAGUGUCACUGACUUUAUAUCCCUGGUAUGUCCAAGUCACGUAAUGGUGAUCAUGCUACAUGAUAAACAUGAAAGCAGGCUUGCUAAUUUAUGACCAAAGAACUAAUUUACAGCUCUGAUAUUACAGAGUCAUAACAUUGCAAUAAGGGAUUGUAAAACAAAUGAUAUAUAAGCCAAAAAAUGUUUUAAUAUGAAACUCACUUUAAAAGCCAGAGAAUACAUACAUAACUGCAUUUAGAGUGUGAAUCAAGUCAAUUCUGUGUAUAUACUGUAUCACAGUGGAUUAUAAGCACAAAAGUAGCUUAAUGGUGUAGUACUCCUAAAAUCUUCACUAGGUAGCAUUGUUAUACAGCAAGUUGUCACAAUCAGUGAUAUUAGUACUGUCUUUAAACGUACUCGUGUAUAUUAAUUUUUCCAAAUUAACCCUCACUUGGCAGGCUAUGCCUCUCUGUCUCAAAAGAAGCUGUGCCAGUUUCUUUAAAGAACAGAAAGAACAGUUUCCCUAGUUAUGUACAGUAUGUAGGAAGUCUUUCUGGCCGCUUCGUCUGUUGUAAGCCUUUAUAAAUGUUUAAGUGGAUUAUGCAGGUUUUAUGUAGACAUUAUGAAUAAUGAAAUCGUGCUUAGAAAACAUCUUAUCAAAUACCUUUUCUAUGCCUUUACUGGAAGUGAUACCAGUUACAUAAAUGUGUGUAUUCGUCAAUCACAUGUACAGUUGGAAAAAAAGAACUGGGAAUUCCAUAGAUUUCAUUUAAUUUUUGUAAAUAAAACCUUUAUAUGGAAAUGACUUGCUACACAAAUCAUCUGGAGGUUUUGGUUACAGCAAACAAAAGAGAACAUAUUUUCUCCCUCCACAACCUGCCCCGUCCCCAAACACCUCCCACCCCAACCCUGGGCCAUACCUUCACCUUUCUCUCUCUCUCUCUCUCUCUCUCUCACUCUCUCUCUCUCUCUCUGUCUCACACACACACACACACACACACAUUAUUCUCAUUUUCGCUACUGUCAGUCGAAGUUGGGCCUCUCGCCUUCUGCAGCUCAGUGAUCUGUCAGAAGGUUUCCUCUCUAAACCACAUGCACUGGACUUGUCAAGCUGAGGACACUCAGUUUCCUUCCCACUACCACAAUCUCACACAAACUCUUGCUUAGACAUACACACGCUUAUAUCUAUACAUUAGAGGUGUCAACAAAUCAUCAUUCUGUAAACAGCUCAUUCUACCCAUAUUUUUAUUUAAUCAUUGUUAUUCAAGAUUUUUGCGUAUUUAUAUGCCAACUUAAGAAAUGCUUAGAUUGCAAUAGAUAGCUAUCUAUCUGACAGUAGAUUUUUAUUUUUUUGCUGUUUCUAAAGUAUGUCCAGAUGAGGUGUAACACAAUGCCACUAUCUGAUUCUACAUAUGUUUAUGUUCUACAUAUGUGCUCCAAAUAUUCGUACACUGGAAAACACUGGAAAGAUACCAUGUGCAAUUUUUUUUAAAUAAUAAAAAAUUAAUUGUGCACCUCUUAUAA
This is a messenger RNA of Tachysurus vachellii, 5348 nucleotides long. RefSeq names its product tyrosine kinase with immunoglobulin-like and EGF-like domains 1 (gene tie1). Gene Ontology annotation, molecular function: ATP binding; protein binding; transmembrane receptor protein tyrosine kinase activity. The transcript is spliced from 22 exons. Gene Ontology annotation, biological process: cell surface receptor protein tyrosine kinase signaling pathway; positive regulation of kinase activity; protein phosphorylation. Lineage: Eukaryota; Metazoa; Chordata; Actinopteri; Siluriformes; Bagridae. Bases 150 to 3233 code for a protein of 1027 amino acids. Gene Ontology annotation, cellular component: signaling receptor complex. The record is from RefSeq and is a predicted model, not a curated record.